AUGGACGCCGACACCCUUGAAAUAUUAUUGCGGCAGCAAAAUAAAAUUUUGGAACAACUAACAAAAAAAAUUGGUAAUGUUUCGGAGGCCAGCUCUACUACGGAUAACACAGAGUUAAUUAUUGAAUCUUUAGCUAGAAACCUAAUGGAGUUUGUACCAGAUUUGGAUAAUAACGUUACUUUCGAUUCGUGGUUCAGAAGGUAUGAAGAUUUAUUCCUUAUAGACGAAGCUAAGUUAGACGACGCAGCUAGAGUUCGGUUACUGCUUCGAUAUAAAUGCUUUCAAAUUUCAAAAUCUGAGACGGACGAUUUUCUUACUUAUUCCGGAAUCGUAAAUAAACAAUGUGAAGAUUUUCAAUUAAAGAAAUUAUCUGAAAAUCAGUUUAAAUGCUUAAUGUUUGUUAUUGAGUUAAAGUCGGCGCAAUAUUCCAACAUUACCACUCGACUUCUAUCUCAAAUUGAUAAGGACGAUAAAGAUGAUAUAUCAUUGGAACAGUUAGUAGAUGAAUGUCAUAAAAUAUUAAAUCUAGAAGCAGAUACGGCAUUAGUUGAACAAAAUUCAUCACAAGUCCAUACUGUUUUUAAUAAAAUCAAAAAUUCAAAUCUUUAA
Psylliodes chrysocephalus is the source of this 609-nucleotide messenger RNA. NCBI's taxonomy places the organism in Eukaryota, Metazoa, Arthropoda, Insecta, Coleoptera, Chrysomelidae. The record is from the annotation of a GenBank genome assembly.